UCACAUCGUACGACGACGUGUUGGUUCUGUGUUGCUGCUGGUUGUCGUUUGCCCGUUUGUUGGAUUUUUGUGCUUGAAAAGGUAAAGCUAAGGUACCUGGAUUUACCUGUUUGCCGAUCCCGUCGUUUCCGUCACCUCAGCCCGACAGGAUACGUGGCUGAGCAAGCGCGCGAAUUCGUUCGUGGGUUUGUGCGUGGGUGAGGGUCUCAGGUAAUGAAACAAUAGAGUGUGCGAGCAGCUCGAAAAGCUGAACAUCAAUGUGCAAAUCGAUUUGUGCCUGAUGGCAGUUGAUGGAGCCCCCUAAUUAAAUGCUUGGUGAAUUUCGACAACCGAUAGUGAUUGGUUUGGCGAUUGAUUAUGCUAAUGGAUGAGGUGAUUACUUAAUUUCGCUAAUUACUGCAACUUGUUUACUGUGGCUGAUGUGAGCAUUUGUUUACAUUUUACAACUGAAGCAGUCACAAAGCGGAGUGCUUGUGAAGGUGAAGUGCACGAAACAGAGAAGCAAUAGAAGGAAAGUGCGAAAUAAAACAAAUGUUUAUUGAAUCAAUUAAAAGUAGAGCUGAAGAUCUGGUGGAAAACGGCAGCAGGAAAAACAAGUGAUUGGUUAAUUGUGUGCAGUUUGCCGAGAAGAAAAGAAGGUACAAGCAAUUCAAAAAUCAAACAAAAAUAAGCAGUGGUUUCAGACACAAGAUCAAGAGGUUUUGAAUUUGUGGCUGCCAGUGGCUGAACCUUGCUGAGUGUUUUCAAACGCAUCAAAUUGCGUUGCUUGGCACAGUUUUUCGACCAUAGCGCGAAAAUAAAUGCAGUCAAUCAACGCAACGAAGAUUUAUCGACACUGAUCGACAGUUUACCUGGCGGCUUUGGUGAUACCCACGUGAAUUAGUGACGGCGGUUUUGAAGCGGUUGUCGAAGGGAAUGAAAAUGGUGAAGUGAGCAGUUGGGACCAUCAACAAAUCAGAGAGCAAAAAAAAAACGCGCUAUUUAGAUUUGGUGGUUAGAUUCGUUUGUUUUGUUUGUGACAAUUGAACCGCAAAAAGACAACAUCGGACCCGAUCUUGGGAGGAUUCAUUGUAUGAACAUAGACUGCCAUUUGGUUCCAGUUGCGUCAUGGUGAAUUUGAUACGCGGCACGAUGGAUAUAUCAAGGAUUUUUAAAGUUACCAUGCCGCUGGUAGUGGUGUCAAUUCUGCUGCUGGGCGCACAAUCUGCGUUCGCCGACAAAACCAUGGACACCCGAGAAGGUGAAGAUGUGACGCUCAAGUGUCGCUUCAACGAGCACUACUCCGACCGGGAGUACUCCUACUACUGGGCUCGCCAGAGCCUCAACAAGUACGAUAACGUGGCCAUCAAGGCGGAUACCUUCAACCAGAACUACAAAAUCGACUACCGUCCGGAGAAGGGCAUCUACGACCUGCAGAUCCUGAACGUGUCAUACUCCCGCGACAAUGGACGCUACGAGUGCCGCAUCAAACUGUUCGGCGACGGUGAGGUCAUUUACGAAGACUACUACAAUCUGACGGUGCUGACACCACCCCAACCGCCGCUGAUAUUCCCCGGUAGUGAAACGACAGCAACCGAGGACAAGGCUCAGGAACUGACCUGCAGCAGUGUGGGUGGAUCACCCGACCCGAUGAUUUCUUGGUACCGCGAAGGUAGUACGACACCGCUGGCGGCCAAUCUGAUUACCGGCGGAUCCCGGGACAUGCAAACCACCAGCACUCUAACCAUCAUUCCGCGGCGUGAGGACGAUGCGACAAAGUUCAUGUGCGUCGUCUGGAAUCGAGCCCUGCCGGAAGGCCAGCGGCUCGAGACGGUUACAACGCUGUCCGUCAACUAUUUCCCCCGCGUAGACAUCGGUCCGGAGAAUCCACUGAGCGUGGAGCGUGAUCAGACAGCCAAGUUGGAGUGUAACGUUGAUGCUAAGCCUAAACCGGAGCGUGUCCAGUGGACCCGCAACGGGCGGUUCAUCUCGUCCCAUCCGGUGCAUACGAUUCACCGGGUUUCUCUGCAGGAUGCGGGCAAGUAUGCCUGUUCCGCCGAUAACGGUCUUGGGAAGAUAGGUGAACAUGAGAUCACCCUGAAUGUACUCUAUCCACCGAUCGUGCAUGUUGAGUCCAAGACGAAGGAAGCCGAAGAGAAGGAAACGGUCCAGAUCAAGUGUAACGUAACUGCGAACCCGCCACCGGUGACGAUCGAGUGGCUGAAGGAAGGUGAUUUGGAAUUCCGAAGAAAUGGUGACACUUUGAUGCUACGGGAUGUGCGGGCUGAAGAUGCAGGUACUUACAUUUGCCGAGGAAUUAACAUUAUGAAGCCCUACGGAGGAAAAACUUUGGAAAGGGAAGGCAAUGCCUCGAUCGCGCUGUUGGUUCGUCAUCGUCCGGGAGAGUCAUCGAUCACUCCGGAGAAACCGGUAGUUCACGUCGGAAACAGUGUCAGUUUGAUGUGUAAAGCUGAUCCUCCAGGUUGGCCGCUAGCUCAGUACCGGUGGUAUCGUGAUGUUGGAGGAGAAAUCUCAACUACUGUGAUUGCUCAGGGGUCACAGUAUCUGAUUCCAAAGGCCGGACUUCAAAGUGAGGGAAAAUAUUACUGCCACGCUGGAAAUGAUCUUGGAAAUGGGGCAAUGGCGAGUGCUACACUUGAAGUUCAUCAACCUCCACAAUUCCUGGCCAAACUACAAUCGAACAUGAUUCGACGAGCUGGUGAGACUGACUUCACUGUUACUUGUAGCGCCAAGGGCAAACCGGAGCCCACGAUCACUUGGUUAAAGGACGAUAUUGAAAUUACUCCAGAUUUGCAUAUGUUUGAAGUAAAGACAAACGUGGCUAAAGGUCCUAAUGGUAUGGUGACCGUCCAAAGUAUGCUAAGAUUCGCUGGAAAGGUUCGUCCAAAUGGUAAUGAUCUAAUGUCGGGAGAUCGAGGUCAGUUUACUUGUCUGUACGAAAAUGAAGUCAAUAAAGCCAAUUCAACCAUGCAUUUGAAGAUCGAACAUGAACCGAUCGUACUGCAUCAGUAUAAUAAGGUCGCCAACGACAUCAAGGAAAUUGCCGAGGUUGUGUGCAAGGUUCAGUCUUAUCCUAAACCUGAAUUUCUGUGGCAAUUUAGUACCAACAAUGCUCCUCUCAGUAACAACGAUCAUUAUGAAGUAAGCUCUACGUCUGACAGUAACGACAUCUACACGAGCAUCCUGAAGAUCAAUAAUUUACGUCAUCAGGACUACGGAGAUUAUCACUGCCGCGUUUCUAACGCUCUGAACACUAUCCAUGUGCCAAUUCGUCUACAGCCAAAGGGCCCGCCAGAGAAACCUACCAAGUUGAAAGCCGUCGAACUCGGACCCAACUACAUGGUCCUCUCCUGGACGCCCGGUUUUGAUGGAGGACUAGCCAACACUAAGUACUUUGUAUCCUAUCGAAAAAUUGUUAUCCCGAAUGAAAGUCUCGUCACUGAUGAAUGUGCUGUAGUCUCGGCCAACGGUGCUGAAUGGAUGGAAUUUGACUGCCAACGGGAAGUUCCUUGCACAAUUACCCCACUCGAUCACCACCAGAGUUACGUUUUCAAGGUGAAAGCACUUAACACCAAGGGAGUCUCCGAGCAUUCGAACGAAAUCAGUGCGACUACGAAGGUGGAAAAAGUUCCGAUCCCUCUGCAGGCGUCGUUCGAUCCAGAGACCCGUAUGCUGGCGUUGAACGUUGGACCUACUUGCCUUUCGAUGAUUGCCAUUGUGGAAUCGGUUAUUUACGGUGACACUCCGAUGGCUGCUUGGCAUAUCAUCGAAACUAUUGAACUGCAAGUUAACGGACAUGAACCAACGUACAGGGAGACUAAGAUUGAACACUUUGUAGCGAAUCGAAGAAACAGCGGACGAUCGUUAGGUAACGGAUUGGAGGAUAUCCCACUGCCAGCUUUGGAGGAUGAACUGAAUCCACGAGUUCGAGUUAAGCUUUGUUUGAAGAUCAACCAUGAGUAUUGCGGAGAAUAUGUGGAAGCUGACAUUGGUCCUUCGCUCAUCCAGGAAGCUUCAUUCGUGGAACUCCAUACUCUUAUCGGUAUUGGCGUGUCCUGCAUUGUCGCUGGUAUUUUCGUUGUACUGUUGCUCCUGUUUUGCCGUUGCAAGCGAAAGCAAUCUAAGGAAACUGCUAAGGCUAAAGAAUACGAUAUCGAUUCUAUUCAUCCUUCGAUCGUGGCCCAGCAGAACCAGGCUCCACCCCCGUACUACUCGGCUAGCAGUUUGGAGAACAAAGCGCUUGAACAUUCGAUGGACCUGGCAAUGGAUCAGAAUGCGGCACUCUACGCCAGUCAGCAAACCUAUGGAUAUCAUCAGCAAAACGCCAUGAUGCCCCAGGUUCCUCAGAACGAUUGGUCCAACAUGGGCUAUGUCGAGAACUCGUACUCAAACUCAAACAACGGUGGAAGCGUCAAUUCGCAGGACUCGAUAUGGCAGCUGAAAAUGUCAGCGGCAGCUUCUAACUCAGCUAACAUGAUCCCACAGCAUAAUUACAUGGACCAGCCACUGCAGCAGAACUACGGUUACGAUCCGAUGACUCAUGGUGGCUACGGAGCCGUCGAUGAUUACGCACCUUACCCGCACCUGAUGACCACGGCUAGCCAGCAUGGAGGCGACGACUACCAUCACAAUAUGAGAAACAGCCAGAACCCGUCCCGCCAGGAUUACUGCAGCGAUCCGUACGCCUCCGUGCACAAGCCAAAGAAGCGGAUGGAUCAGCACAUGGAUUUUGUAGCUGAAUCGCCGUACCACGAUGUUAGCGGUCUGCCAGAUCCGUACAUGGAACAAGACGAAGUCAAAUCCCCGGGCCCAAAUCAACACCUAUCGAUGAGCUACGAUGACGCCCUGGCCCUGGAGAGCGGCUACUCGACCCCAAACUCUCGGAACCGUCGCGUGAUACACGAAAUAGUCGUGUAGAACUACGGCAUUGACAUGGAUCAACUGGAAUAGCGAGCAACCCGAACACGGACAUGAGAAUAUACACAUUCUGCGGAACAGAAAUAUAGAGAACGACAAACGCAAACAACGGAAUCACAUAUAAGACAUAGUUCAAAUUUUAUCGGAAGGAAGAUCACAAGAGGAAGCAGCUACUUAAAGCGAUAUUACCUUCUUUUGGGUAGUUUUUUCGUUGAGAGCUAAUAGAGAGUUUAUAUCUAACAAAAUAGUAACGAUCAUCUGGACGAACGGCUUCAGCCCAAGGGGCUUAUUUGAUCUCAAAUAACUCUUUCUGAGGCAAUCGCUGGAUGGUGCGGCCAAACUGUGAUUGUAAAUAUAACCGUAAGCCUAAAUAACGUUAGCUCCAGUUAUUUGUUUUAAUGCGCAGCUGUUUUAACGAGAGUAUGUUAGAAAUAUGUAGUACCGAAUUGAACCGUUGCUCAGAAGGAUUUGUCUACUUAACAGAAAGAAGACUGCCCAAUGUUUUGAGCAGUGCCACUACAUACAAUAUCUCAAUUGACAACGAAAAUUAAUCUCAUUGUGUGCAGAACCGAAUGUGCCAUUCUUCGUCAUAAUCUCCCAAUGAUUGACACUCAACAAUGAUGCAUGAAUACGAAAUAAAUGCUUACUUUACUAAGAAUUUGUAAGAAUGGCCUGACAACGAAAACAAAAUGAAUGAGAUUAUUUUCAAUCUAAAAAAGCAGAGGACAUUUUGUGUAUAGCUAUACUAUAAUAGUGCACUAGAGAAUGAGUCAAGGUCGAAUAGUUAAAAAAAAAACAGGAUAUAGUAAAGAACAGUUUUAUAUCAUUAAGGCGAAAUGGUGCCAUUCACAAUUCAUUUCGACUGUCAGCCACACCCGUGGCUGAUUCGAAGCGAAUUCUGAUGAAUCUUCCACCUGAAUCUAAAUACAAAUGCGUGACACAUGACAAUAAAAAUACGACGUUUUCCCCCUUUUUAACUGCCUCUAUUUAGUAUCUUCUCCCACUUAAUAUUUAUCAGAAGUUAACGGUUUUGUCGUGACAAAGUUUAUUUUCUACACUGACAAGAAGCCUUCUGGUUGAAAACUAACGAAGGACCAACCGAGCAAAGUUUCGUUCUUUUCUUCAACGAACUAUAUGUACGUCCUGCCAGUGUAUCAAACACUCUAAACUGCUCACUUUCGUGAGAUUAUUAAAAACUUGUUAAAUGUAAAUUAGCUUUCUUCGAGACAUCCUUCCGUUUCUUUUCUAUUCGAGCUCUCCUCUAAAACUUUUGCUUCCCUCCGUAGUUUUAAACACUAAAAAAAUCUCGUUUUUAAGUUAGUAAGUUUACCUUCAACACUACACACCAAUCUAAGGAUAGAGUUAGGCGAGAAAUGAGUAAUUAAAAACUUGUACAUACUGAAUCGAGCGACGGCAAAACAAAGUUGAGUUUCAGUUGUGUUUCUGUGAAAUAGUAGAGAAAAAAGAGAAAAUACGUUACAGUUGCAACCAACCUUACCACCCACUACUGCACUAGCCCGCUGGCUCGAUGCCGCAGUUGGCAGGGACGGCACUAAAUAUGGCACUAAUCGGUCCGUUCGCGACAAACCGGUUGGUAGGUAGCUAGCUGCUCUGCUGAUGACGACUCGUCUCGCAGCCCGUGCGCGUGGUGCGAGUGGAGGUUGGAACUGUUGAUGCAACGGUAACUUGUUCAGUUGGAACGAAAAGUUAUAAGCAAUUUCUUAAACAUUAACAAAAGUUAGUUAACGAAUUGGAGUUUUCAAGUAAGGCACAAAAACAACAAACAUACUGCUUACCCAGCGACGAGGAAAGAACAAGCAUCUCAGUACCAAUUAGUGAAAAACUCUGGCUCAAGCAGCUGCAGUUGCUGCAGCGAAAAUAAAAAGCAAUAGCAGAUGGGGAAAAAAGAGUGUCUAGAGGGAAAAUAUAUUUAAUCGGAAGAAGCAAACUUUUCUUCCGCGUUUUGAUCAGAACGAGUUUUGUAAAUAUUGACUGAAAUUAUUUUUUACUAUAAGUGGAUCUACUUAUUUUUAGUGCGUUUUGUAAGUAAUUAGAUGGUAGGACAACUUUUUCGAAGGAAAUAUAACUUAAUUUUUAUACAAAA
Molecule: messenger RNA, 7021 nt
Organism: Topomyia yanbarensis
Lineage: Eukaryota; Metazoa; Arthropoda; Insecta; Diptera; Culicidae
Product: hemicentin-1-like
Exons: 9
Coding region: 1108-4917 (1269 amino acids)
Biological process (GO): cell-cell adhesion
Cellular component (GO): cell-cell junction
Molecular function (GO): cell adhesion molecule binding
Source: RefSeq, a predicted model, not a curated record